UGGCGGGUAAAGAAAGUAGAACCACAUACGAGAACGAAAAGUCUCCACUUUAUUCCCUGGUCUUCUUGUUCAAGGUCUUUCUUUCUUCUUUCUUCCAGACCACCUUCCGUUGCAUCAUCAUCCCCUUCUUUCAGCUUACAUAUGUUCUUCUUCGUUUGUAAAGAAUCAAACUAGUAUUAUUUAGUUGCUUGUUGUUUCUUUCUCUUCUUGAUCAGAUCAUUAGGUUUGAAAUGGGGAAGCAUUCGAGUCCAAAACAUGGCAAAGACAAUCACAAAUCAGGAUGGUUAGCUGGAAUGCUUCAUGUGCUUGACUUUCACCAUUGGAGAACUAAGAACCGACCAAUCUGUUGGAAGACCCCAAGAACUCAUUCCUUGAUGCGUGGUGAAACAGAGGAACAUGAACCGUUUCUUGAUUCUAAGGAUGAAGAUUCAAAGCUAGUUAAUGUUGUUGCAGAUAAUAAUAAGCCAACGAGACCAGAAGCAAAACUGAAGAAGAUGAUGACUACGAAGCAAGUAACUGAGUACGUUGAUUUUCUUGAAAUCCUAAGAAAAGAAGAUGUUUUCGUCAAGAUAAUGAAAGAUCAAGUCCAGAUCAAGUCUAAUCCAAGAGUUUUACCCAAGUCAGGCUCGUUUCCUAUCUCACGCUCACCAAGUCCUGCUAAAAUUGAUCACAAGCAGAAGGAGAACUGGUAUUCUCCAAACCAAAACGGUGCGGUUUUGAAUUUGAAUGUUCCAAGAGACACUACUUCUCAAGAACACAAACCAAUCUCUCCUUCUCGUGGCUCAGCUGAUGAUGAUCAUGUGUUUAUUAACCACACUGUUAUAAACGGGUUUAGAGAAAUCAAGAAGUUGCUCAAAAACGCACUUAAAGACCGAAGUCACACAAGGAAGAAGAACAAGAAGGUUUCGGAUGUCGCUAAAGAUGAUUAUGUGGGGAGAUACUCUCAACUCUUGGAGCAUAGUUUUAGAAGAGAAGGUGGUGAAUUGCGUUCAAAGAGCUUAAAACUUUCAUAUGAAGAUAGAAAGAGCGAUUCGAGUAAACCACAAUUCUUCAGACGGAUUUCGUCCUUAUCGAGUCUUGAAGUUCUUGGUUCAUUUCUGACCGACCUUCCCCGAGACAGUUCUACUUCCCAACUGGAACCUAGGAAAUAUGUAGACCAAGAUACUAACUUUGGAUCCAAGAAAUCUUUGUUGUUAUCAGAAUCUCCGGUAAGAGCAGAGAAGGAAGAAAAAUACGUGGUGCAAGAAGAGAGAAGCCAAGAAAAUCACUUAGACAGCCCAAACCAAAGAAUCCUCCAACAAGAUCCAGAUUCUGUUCCUAGCACUAGUUCUUUGGAAGACACUGCACAAAAGACUGAAACUUUACACUCACCAGAUGCUUGUUCUACAGGUUUAGGUCCAACUUCUGUAGAGAUUUGCAACCAUGAAGCAGAAGAAGAAGAUGAAGAUGCCUACUUCUGUUAUGUAAAGAAGGUUUUAGAAGUUUCAGGCUUCCUUGACAACAAAGACAACGGAGAAAAAUGGCACUCAGAGGAACAACCACUGAAUCCAUCACUAGUAUACGAACUCGAGAUACAAGAAGAAGCAGUAGAGAACAACAGAGAGCUUCUCUUUGAUUUGGUUAACGAGGCAAUCGUCGAGACUCACAACCAAUCAUACAUAUACUUUCCUAAAACAUUUCCGUAUGGCAAACGUUAUCUUGAUGAGGUAUGGGGAAGAGUCGAGUGGAACCUCUCUGGUUUGGGAGCUGAGAAUAGAGAUCGUUCGUUGGACGAUAUUGUAGGAAGAGAUCUAACAAAAGCUGAUGGUUGGAUGAAUCUACGAGGUGAUUCUGAAUGGCUUACUCUUGAGCUUGAAGAUUUGAUUUUUGAUGAUCUUCUAGAUGAACUGCUUUGUCACUAUUAGUAUACAUAUACAGUUUGCAAAUAGAAACCUCAAAUUUGAAUAUUUCAGAUAGAUUUUUGCUUUUAUUUUUGGAUAUACAUGUAUAUAAAUAUGUGUUUGAUACAAA
Camelina sativa (false flax) is the source of this 2010-nucleotide messenger RNA. Its product is annotated as protein TRM32. Lineage: Eukaryota; Viridiplantae; Streptophyta; Magnoliopsida; Brassicales; Brassicaceae. The record is from RefSeq and is a predicted model, not a curated record.